Asparagus officinalis (garden asparagus) is the source of this 300-nucleotide messenger RNA. Its product is annotated as auxin-induced protein 15A. The transcript has a single exon. The record is from RefSeq and is a predicted model, not a curated record. The coding region runs from base 1 to 300 and encodes 99 amino acids. Gene Ontology annotation, biological process: response to auxin. NCBI's taxonomy places the organism in Eukaryota, Viridiplantae, Streptophyta, Magnoliopsida, Asparagales, Asparagaceae.
AUGGGAGUUCGUUUUCUGGGGUUAUCUCUUGCAAUGCAUAAAAUACAACAAUCUAUGCAUCGAAAUAAGAGGAAUGUUAAUAUAGCUAAUGUCCCUAGAGGACACUUUGCCAUAUAUGUUGGUGAAGCUCAGAAGCGUUUCAUCGUUCCAGUGUCAUAUUUGAAGAACCCUUUGUUUCAAAAUUUGCUCAGUCGAGCGGAGGAAGAGUUUGGCUUUGAUCAUUGUAUGGGUGGUAUCAGAGUUCCAUGCAGGGAAGAUACAUUCAUUUUGUUGACUUCCCAAAUGAACAAUCACAAAUAG